AUGGAUGGAGGUCUUGAACUCUCGGAAGCGUCAAAGACUCGUCAGCAAGAAACCAAGCGACGCCUUGAAGCUGCCAUAGCUGCACGAGAAUUCUACUCAAAGUCCUUGGGUGUUGCUGUGAAGAACUGUAAGGCUCCGAUGUGUCUCGUAUGCAAGAAAGCCACAGUGACGGCAGGAUGCCCAGGAUGCUUUUCAUUUUCCAGCAAGAAAUUUCUUGAGGUUGAGGCCUCUAAAGUUACGCAACGACUCAAAACGCCAAAGACAUCUUUUCAAGAAGAAGAGGAUGUACGCGCUCGACACAAGGCUUUACAAAGGCAAAUCAUCAUGCCGCCCUUGCUACCCAGCCUCCAUUCGUCUCGUACGGAUGCGGAUCCAUCUCAUAUUACGCCCCACGAGAAUGAAAACAACUUCUACUUGACCGUUCUUCCUGAUUUUCAAGCAAUUCGCAAGUACAGAUCGCUCUCGAAUAAGUUCAUCACAUUGCACAUCAAGAGCUUGCCGGUUGGUCAGUUGAUAUCCUUGACUGUAGAUCUCAAAAGCUCAGUGUCGUACUUGUACGAACUCUAUCGUGCCAACACGGAGCUACCCAACCGACCUUUGCAUCUACUGCUGCCAACCACACACGGCCUGUUCUACCUCAACGAGCAUAUUGCGUCUGCUACGUACACAAGAAACGGAGUCGUCAAUGGAGAGCUUCUCCUUCAAGACUUCAACCUACAGAAGUCAAUACCUCGUAGCGAUCGUGUCGACGCUGCUGGUGACAGCAAGAACAGCCAGUUUUUGCUGUUUGCAGUGGCCAUACUACACCCUCAAAGCACGCCGCAGCUUGUUCUGAACUAUGUGCAGCAGAACUUUCACUUCAAGCCACCAGAAAGCCGAGCGCCCAGCCCGCUCGUGAUCUCGGUGGACAGCAAAGACAACAGUGGAUUGCCUCAAUGGUCACGUCUGGUUCCAGCUACCUUCCUCCUCCCAAAGGCUGUAGAUCAAGACCCGUUCCAAAUCCAGAUCCGACCGCAUAUCCACGCGAUGCACGUAUUCGCCAAAACAAAUUAUGCCAUAGUUGCUGCGGAGCAACGAGAAGAGCGAGAACGAUUGCUGCUACUUGCUCACCAAGAAGCCAAGGCAGCCAAGCUCGCGUUGAAGAAGAACCUUCGUGAUCAGCAGACACCUACUGUCUCGAUCAAGGUUCGACGAGCAUUGGCGUACUUUGAAUUCAUCUACGAGAGUACCAGCAAUCCCCGUCAGUCUCGCGUCGCUGAGGAGCGGCUGGGUAAGCUGUGGCAGUUCGUGCAGAUGCUGGAAGAGUGGAAGAUCCUCAAAGGUGGCCGCUUGCUGGACAUCGAACGCUCGGACGUGACGAUGUCAUUGAUGCAACAGCUUAAAGAAACCGCGUCAGUGGCGUUCAACCAGAUGAUGUUCGGCUCAAAGACUGACAAAGCAGGAGGCACUCUACCGUACCCUGUACUUUGCCUCGAAGGUAGUGGCACUACAAGAAAGCUCGUACUGCGGCUGGGAUCUAGGAUGGGCGUCACGCCGCAAAAUGACCACGAUUAUGGCAUGGUGCUCGAUCUUGACCAAGACUUUGAAGCACUCGAGAGAGAGGAACCCAAGCGAGGAUACAUGAAGCGAGUAUCUGAUCAAGGCGAACACAUGGUCGUGGACUGGUAUGAUGCCGAGUGGAGAAACAAAGGCAGGAGCUCAUCGACGAUGGCGUUGCUGGUCUCAAGCUCCGAUCUUCUGUCUCCUCCGUUCUAUCGGAUCAAAUGGCCAUUGAUCGUCAAGGCGUACAAGCUGGUGGUGAAGAAAGUAGCGUUAGUCAGUUCGAAGCUCGAUGAGUUCAAUUGCUUAGCCAGAGUAUUGCAAACUACCGAUGCGGUACUCAGCAAGGCGCAGCUCGCUCAGUGGCAGGCCGAUGUGGACCAUUUUCUCGCUACAAUACACGAGAACUGCGCUCUAGCUCGAGCGGUACAACGCGUGCUCUGCAAGAAAGGCGUUGCUGUACUCAAACGCCGAGCACAAGCACGACGUAAGCAGCUGCGAGAUCGCGAGAAGGAGCUAGAGCGCUUGCGAGAGCUGCAGCUGGAGCGUGAUCGACCGAAAUUGACGCUGGCGCAGCAGCUUAAGGUCGCGUUUAUGAAGGAGAGGGCGCCCAAGAUGCGCGAGGCGGUGGAGCUCACACCAGCCGAGAAAUUGGGCGCGAAAGCCGGUGAAUUCUUGGGUAAGGCUGCGUCAGGAGUGGCCAAGGCGGCCCGCCAGGCCAAGAAAGAAUACGCAGUGCGCACACUCUAG
Molecule: messenger RNA, 2289 nt
Organism: Phytophthora nicotianae INRA-310
Lineage: Eukaryota; Oomycota; Peronosporomycetes; Peronosporales; Peronosporaceae
Exons: 3
Coding region: 1-2289 (762 amino acids)
Source: RefSeq, a predicted model, not a curated record